CGAUUCAGCCAGCGAGGGCGUGCACGUCUGGGAACCGUGCAAAACCCCACAACCGUCUGGCCUUUCAUGAUGUUAUCAGGAGGCGCCUCGUCGGCGAAGGAAGCGCUAACACCAGGGGAGGAGGAGCAACACCAGGCCACGGGUGACCUGCUGACCCCCAGGCAGCGGGCUAUUUGGCGAAAUAAGGCCCGUUUCCUGGAGGCCCUGCGGGCCAACGACAUAGCAGAGGCCUUGGAGAUACUACACACCACCCACCUGGACAUCGACUCAGUGCUAGAGGUGGAGGACAAGCGCAUGGUGCUGGCAUCGUACAAGCAAGGUUACUGGUUGCCGGAUCAUAAGCUGGAGUGCUCGUGGGCGAUGGCCCUACACGUGUGUGUCCUGUACAACUCCCUGGAGACCGCCCUGGUGUUACUGCAGAAGGGCGCGGCGGUCAACAGCAAGCCCAACGGCAAGACCCCGCUUCACGUGGCCUGCACGGUCGCCAACGCCGACUGCGUGGCCCUGUUGCUGGGCUACGGGGCAAGGGUCAACAGCCUGUCCCUGAGUGGACAUACGCCACUGCAUUACUGCAUCGGCAAGGACUCUGUGCAGUGUGCCAAGCAGCUCAUCCUCAACGGGGCCGAUGUUAACAAGCCUAGCCAGAACAAGGACGAGAACACUCCUUUGCACACGGCGGCCCGUCUUGGGAUCCCUGAGCUGGUGGCGCUCUACAUCUCCCAUGGGGCCCGGGUGGAUGCGCUGAACUCCCUAAAUGAGACGCCCCUGAUCACAGCGGCCUUCUGGGCCAUGGACGUCCGUGAACAGACCUACAGCGAGGACCACCACCUGGUCUGCAGGAUUCUGCUGGACCAUGGCGCAGACCCCAAUCUGUACGAAGUGGACUUCAAGACGGCGCUGCACAAGGCCUCGUGGAACGGUGACCACGUGCUGAUGCGGAUGCUGAUGGAGGCCGGGGCUGACCCGAAGGGCAUGGACAUGAACGGCUGUACCCCAAUCCAGUACGUCCUCAAGGUCAUUGACGUCAGGCCCAUGGCCAUCCCGGAGCUCUGCUUCCAGCUGCUGCUCAACUUCGGAGCUCCGCGGAUCUACCCACAGCAGUUUCACAAGGUGUUGCAGGCUUGCCAUGAGUUUCCCAAAGCAGUGGAGGUCAUGAUGAACUCAUACGAUCGCAUCAAACCCACAGACAAGUGGAGACGAUCCAUCCCUGAAUCUUCCUACAAGCGUCAUGAGGACUUCUACGAGUCCAUGUAUGCCGUUUGCUCCGACUCGCCUCGCUCUCUAAUGCACCUGACCCGCGGGGCGGUCCGGAGGGCACUGGACCAGCGCUGCCAGACCGGGGUCAGGUCCCUCCCCCUGCCCCCCCGAAUCCGGAGGUACCUGCUACUGGAACCCGAGGGAGUCUUCUACUGAUUCACUCACUGACUCAGCUGAAGUGAUGUUCUGGUAAAGGCGACCCUUAGAGAUGCAGGAGAAAAAGGAUGUGAUGCUGUUCGUGGACACUGCAUGGUGGUUUGUUGUUAUACAACACAUCGCCACUUCCCCGUUCCACCCCUAGGGGGCAUGGUGGUUUGUUGUUAUACAACACACGCCGCCACCUCCCCCGCUCCACCCCUAGGGGGCAGCAGCCACCCAUUCUGGUGCUGUGCUCUGAGCCUCGACACCUUAUUAUUGACCACAGGUAAUGUCUGGAUGUGCAGUGUCCGAAAAUCAUUUCCCAAUAAUCCCCAAAUCAAUCAAAUGUAUUUAUAAAGCCCUUUUUACAAAAGCAGUUGUCACAAAGUGCUUUUACAGAAACACCCGGCUUUAAAUCCCAAUAUAAUUUUGUUUAUAGUAACGCCAUUUAUUUGAUGUGUUAUUUGGAACUCUUAUUUUUUGGGAGGGCAGUUUGUAAAAGAAAGAGAACAUUUGAUCAAUGUUUUCUUGAGGUAUUGGCAUAUCUUUUUUUUGCACAAACUUAUGCCGCAUUUGGCAAAGGCCUGUGGUAGGAGGGUAUCAGCGUCUGUAGAAAUGGUCUAACCUCUAUCUCCCUCUACAUACCUGUCUCUCUAUCACCCUCUACAUACCUCUCUCUACAUACCUCUCCCUCU
This is a messenger RNA of Esox lucius (northern pike), 2090 nucleotides long. RefSeq names its product ankyrin repeat and SOCS box containing 4 (gene asb4). Bases 67 to 1413 code for a protein of 448 amino acids. Gene Ontology annotation, molecular function: transcription cis-regulatory region binding; protein binding. The transcript is spliced from 6 exons. Gene Ontology annotation, biological process: intracellular signal transduction; positive regulation of transcription by RNA polymerase II. Lineage: Eukaryota; Metazoa; Chordata; Actinopteri; Esociformes; Esocidae. Gene Ontology annotation, cellular component: nucleus. The record is from RefSeq and is a predicted model, not a curated record.